CGCGCCAUAGCGCGUUAUUGCUGCGUUCCUGAUUGCUCGCGCUUCUUCUAGAGCCGUCGGACGGGUGGAGACUACUCUGCGAUGGCCAAACGCUGCCGUCAUUGCCGACUGGGAACACAGCGUAGUCCUGGACGCCCCGAGGAACAAGCGCGUCCGGACGGCGUCGUAGGUCGCCCAGCCAUGGAGCCGCGCAACCAACCGGCGAACACGGGCCUGCUCCAGCCUGCGGGCGCCGCGAACGGCAUCGACGAUCCGGGCGACAUCCCCUGCUGGGCUGCCGUUCCCCUGCAGCAGGGCUCAGUGGUGAGCGACGUGCUCCAAGAUCUUCGCUACUGGGGGUUACAGCGCCGCUUGGAAGAACGCAGCCAGGGUGGGAGGCGUGGCGACCCGGCGCCCAUCGACCAAGACGCGCACUACGGGCUCCAGGACGGCCUCCUUGGAGUGAUGGUAACGAGCUACGGCACGGUGACCAUCUUGCUGAGGCACUCCGUCUGCGUCGACAUCUCGGCAGACCGUGCCAUCAGACUUGUCAACAUGAACGGCAACUAUACAGCCGCCAUGAGCUGGUCGGGCGCCCGCCGCUGCGUCUGCCAUCCCUGCGGUCGAGUGCUCCAGCAAGGCAGCAACGUCGACUUGGCCAUCGGAAGCAGGUUGGGCAAAAUCUCGUACCGCGGUGUCACUUUCUCUGCUUUCAACCAUGGGCUCGUGUACCUGGUGGACGAAGCGGGCACCAAGUCGACUACAGAGAGGUUUCACAACCUUUGUUACGACGUGGCCUUGCAUGUUUUCUAUCCUGAGUCGGAGCCAGACAUGGAGACUAUGGAGCAGUGCUUCGACAUGGCCAGCAAGGCGGUCGAGAUAGCGGCGCCAAACGGCGACCGCAUCUGGUUCGUCGAUGACGUGAGGAUAAGGCAGACGCCGUGGGGUGAUGUCCAGGUGACUCGCGAGACGGACAGCGCGAUGAUCUGGACGUCGCCCUCUGCGGGAACUGUGUCGGUGACUGGGCCCUGCUUCAAGACCAUCGUUAGCCCCGACCCGACACAGUUCUUAAGCGUCCGGAUGGGCCACAAGAAACUGGUUGCGAGUGCGCAAGGGCUCACCGUGAGAAAUGGCAGUCAACGGGCAGGGCUCGACUACCUGGGCCGCCUGUUUCUUCCCCGCUAGUGUAAUCUCAAGAGAGUCCAACAACGACUGCUUCUCCAAUCA
Molecule: messenger RNA, 1206 nt
Organism: Dermacentor albipictus
Lineage: Eukaryota; Metazoa; Arthropoda; Arachnida; Ixodida; Ixodidae
Source: RefSeq, a predicted model, not a curated record